This is a messenger RNA of Ambispora gerdemannii, 2643 nucleotides long. Lineage: Eukaryota; Fungi; Glomeromycota; Glomeromycetes; Archaeosporales; Ambisporaceae. The record is from the annotation of a GenBank genome assembly.
AUGGUUCGCAAUAACAGUAUAAUGCAAUGUGAGUUGCCGAAUGAGCCGCGAAUACAUUUACGUAUCGUGCUUCCAACAGGGGAACUUGAGAAAGUCGACAUAUCACUAAAUAUAUCACGAUACAAUUUUUGUCCGAACGAUACUUUAUGGUUUUAUCUUAUGGAACCAAAAAAAAUUCUUUUCGCGUAUUUCGAUUUCGGAGAUGAAGCACCCUCAAUUAAGAAAACUUACAAUGAAACUGGCGUUAUUUUAUCUUAUAAAGGGGAAAUUUUAAGUAAAUUUCAUAUAGGAGAAGGGCAUCCUAGAAAUGAAACACUCACAAUGAGCAUACGAGAAGGCGGCGGUUUCUUACGAACUUACAUCUGGCCAAAUUAUACUAUAACUUGGACGAAAUUUUCUUUAGAUGAUCAAAAUCAAAUUCAAAAAAUAGCGAAAGGAGUGUUUUAUACGCCACAACCUCAAGAUAUUUUUGUUGGGUAUUUUACUUUUGUAAAACUUGACGGGGGAUAUGGAUGUGCAAUCACCACUAAUAAUUCAGUCUCAAUACCAUCAACGAAUGUGCACAUUAACGACACAGCUAUUACAAAUUCCACAUUAAACACAACAACAAACACAACAGCAAACUACUAUGAUUCAGACGAAACUUCGUGGCGGAUUUUUGUCAUAUUUUUAGCUCUUGAUUCAGAUCGAGAAACUGACUUAUUUAUUCUUUAUCAAACUUCGAAGCCUUGGCCUAAACUGAAUGUUGGUCCAUGUCGUGUUGCAUAUGACGGCACAGGAUAUGGAUGUUUCCUCAUUCCUUAUGUCAACGACACAGUACCCUAUAUUUACAGUGUUCGCUUUAUUUCUGAAGGUUCUGUCACUUUGAUAAACAAGCUUCGAUUUCGUGAUGCAAAAGAUUGGAAAUUGCUAAAUUUUUAUAAUGUGUUUGCUGGUGGUUAUAUUGUGAUUGGUACUCUAUCGCAAACUAAACGAGUUGGUGAUUUAUAUAACACUUCCGGAUUAGUCUAUGAUACAAUAGAAAUCGCAACAAAGCGUGUACAUAUGAGUACAUAUCCAAGAAACAAUUCACUUUGGAUAGGCUCAUUUGAUCCAAACAAGACAAAAGAAUGGACUGUGACUUCUAUUAAUAUACCAAAAUUAAUACAAUAUGGCAAGUUUUAUGAAAGAUUUCCAAAUCCAAAUAUCAACAAAACCAUUCCGGAACCAGAUUCAACCAUAAAUUUACGAACCAAAGAUUUAACGAUAAUGUAUAACAUAAGAGUCAGCUUUGGCGCAGGAAAUUUUUCAAUUUACCAAUAUCCAAAUCUUUUGCGACAAAUGACGCCGGGAACUUCAGCUAAUAUUAAACCUGACCCGGUUACCGGUUUUACAAAAGUCACAAUCAAUGUUUUUAAUAGUACUUUUAAUCUGCCGAACACAAUGUAUUACGUCGUGGUGGAUACGGAUUUUGUUAAGCGUGAUCAGAACCGUGAACCAUUGUUUGGAAUAGAGAAAAACAUUUGGCACUUUACGACAGAACCAAAAGCAUCAGACGUCGAUGUACACACUGAUACUGCUAGCGGUUUACUACGUCUAUCCGUCAAUGGGACGAAUGAAUUCAAAGCAGCAUAUGACGCACAAGGAUAUUCAGUAAUAAAAGCCUUAGCAAAGCAAAUAGCUGAAACUAUUCCAGUUGCAGUUCCACGAAUAUCAAUAAGAAAUGCUUUUCAAUAUGAACCAAAUACGCAACCUCAGCAACUUUUAUUACGUAUGGAUAUUGGACAAGCGACAAACAAUAAUGAAUCGGAUAUUCCACGUUUAAUUGAAGACUUUCGAACCUUACUAAGACAAUCACAAUUCACCGCUCUUUCGCAAAAAAAUUAUACUGUAUGGCUCGAUAGCACGUAUAAUUUUGUGCCGACAGGUGAUUUGUGGGACAGGUAUAAGCUUGCGAUCAUCUUAUUCAGUGUUAUAUCAGUUGUAACAACUCUUGUCUAUUUGUGUGCUCAUCAUAACAAUAAAGAAGCAAGAAACAUUGUCAUUUUUAUGGUCGUGAUUAUUAUACAAGAUUUUAUAUUUGACGUAUUAUUUGUGGAAGAAUAUGGUCAUGAUUUUUCAGAGUUGUUUCUACCAAGUGUUAUAACCUUGGUCAUCCCAAUCGCGUUCAAUACUACUGUCGCGUUAUUUGUAUUAUUAUCGGAAAACUCGCGCGAAGAUAAAUUCAACGACUGGUUCCGAAAAUAUCCACAAAUAGCGGCUAUAUUUACCAUAUUUUCAUGUGCAGAUGUGGAGUUACUUACGGUUCUUUCCUCACAAGUUGGCGGGUUGAAUUUAUUUUCUGCGACUUUUUCGCAUCGAGCAGAAACGGUGAUUUUCUGGGCGAGUUGUGUAAAUAUACUGAUCGAAGAUUUGCCUCAAUUCAUUAUUCGCUUUCUAUAUCGAAGGAAAAACAUCACAUACAAUAUCUUACCGAAUAUUGCCCUAGCUUCGAGUGCAGUUGGUUUGCUUAUCGCUGUUCUUGGCCGACUAUAUCAAAUAGCGAUCCGUUGUAGCCCAAGAAAAUGUCAAAAAGCAGUAUUUCCGGUUGAAGAAUCAGAUAUUAAAGAAAAUCCUGGAAUAAAUGCAGAUGGAUAUCAUAUUGUCAAUGGAUUACUUGAAUAA